Molecule: messenger RNA, 3349 nt
Organism: Sesamum indicum (sesame)
Lineage: Eukaryota; Viridiplantae; Streptophyta; Magnoliopsida; Lamiales; Pedaliaceae
Source: RefSeq, a predicted model, not a curated record
CCGGUCCGUUGGAUAAGAUGGAGAAGAGAUACAUAUGUACAGAUAGACACUCAGAUGCAAAACCCUAAUCGAAGAUCGAUCAAAAAACCCUAGCAAUUAUCCACUAGAAAACUCCUAUUUUCGCAUUGGAAUUCAACAUUUUGGAGCUACACGGAGAAUACCUGGAACGGUUUUCGGUGACGUCGACGCUGCACUUCACCGAGAUUGAGAUUUUACUAGAAUCCGGGAGAUGAAUGCGUUGACUACCACGAUGACGUUUUGUCCGAGCUCGUUUCAGCUCAAAUUGGCACUCGGGAGCCGGAAGUAUCCAUUUGCGUUUGUGCGGACGCGGUUGCCAGAGCUCGAACGGCGCAGUUUGAAUUUCGUGUCGGUGGUGGUACGUAGCAGUGCGGUUGGCAGUAAUGGAGUGGGACAACGUAGCUCUGGAAAUUCCUCUUGGGUUAAUGCGAAUUCUUCAGCUGAUGAUUUGUCUGGUUGGGCCAAUGCCGAUGGUGAACCAGAGUCUGGUGAUUCGAAGCGCAAGCAAUCGCUUGUAGUUUACUUUCAGGAAUACUAGGAGCAGGAGCUGCUGGGGUUAUUCUACUUGUUGGCCUCACUUUUGCUGCACUCUCUAUAAGUAAAAAGAGUACUUCAGGAGUUAAAAAAGAAAUGGAGCCCUUAACAACACAACAAGAAAAGUCAUUGUCAUCGGAUAACUAUGAGGAUGAGGCUGAAGAGGAGAAAAGUAAGGAGAAACUUGGGAUGUUGGAGAGUGGUGGUGAAGAAAGCAAGACAGGUAAAGAUGACGAUUCUUCCUUAUAUAAAGAAAAUAGGGAGGCUAUUGAAAAUAGAAUUAGUGAUGAUAGUGGUUUGAGGCAGUCAUCUGUUGAUGGUGAUCUCAUGAAUAAUGCCUCCAUUGCAACAGCUGCUCAAACAGAAUCAGUUAGCAGUGACAGUCAGGUUUCUCCUGAAUCCACUGAUAAACCACCUAUGUCCGAUAUAGCUGAUGGCUCCUUUGAUGUGCCAAGGAUUCAGAGUAAUAAUAGCAGUGUAGCUUCUGGAAACCCCAUUGAACCGAAAACCGAGGAUCCUGCUGAUGCCAAAAUCUUAGAGCCAUCUGCAUUUGAUGCUAAUUCUGAAAUUACUGGUCAUCCAAAUGAGGCAUCCAACUUUAAUGACUGGGAACAGUCGGGCAUGUCACUAGAUCCUGCUUCUGUUGAUCCUUCAAUUUUGAAUAGCUCGGUCGAAUUAGAGUCUGAUGCAGUUACUCAAUCAAGCAUUAUCCAAGACCUUGUGGAGUCUGGAAGUGUGAUUUCAACCAGAGAUAUGGAGUCAAGUAAAGAACUUUUGACAGUGGAUGUUUUGGUUGAUGAGGAUGAUAAAUCUGCAGUAGGGAAAAUUCUGAAUGGAACUGCAUCAACGGUGGCACCUUUGGUACCAGAAGUAACGUAUCAAUCUGGAAAUGAAAACCUUGAAACUGAUUAUAAUGAUAUCAAUGUUAGAAGAUCCUUUUCUGAAUCUGCAAAUCCUGGAAACUUUUUCACUUCAGCUGGCAUACCUGCUCCAUCUGUUGUCUCUGCAGCUCUGCAGGUUCUGCCAGGAAAGGUUUUGGUGCCUGCUGUUGUCGAUCAGCUUCAAAGUCAGGCAUUAUCUGCUUUGCAAGUUUUAAAGGUGAUCGAGGACGAUAUUCAACCUGGAGAUUUAUGUACUCGUCGGGAGUAUGCUCGUUGGUUGGUUUUAGCCAGCAGUGCUCUUUCCAGGAACACAACUUCAAAAGUCUAUCCUGCUAUGUACAUUGAAAACGUUUCUGAACUUGCAUUUGAUGACAUUACACCUGAAGACCCUGAUUUUCCAUCCAUUCAAGGCUUGGCAGAAGCUGGACUUAUUGCCAGCAAGCUUUCAAGACGUGAUAUGCAGACAGAUGAAGACCCAAGUCCUUUAUUCUUCUCUCCUGAAAGCCCUCUAUCACGUCAGGAUCUUGUGAGUUGGAAGAUGGCCCUAGAGAAAAGGCAGUUACCAAUAGUCGACAGAAAGACCUUGCAGCAUGUAUCAGGCUUCAUUGAUAUUGACAAGAUCCAUCCAGAUGCCUGGCCUGCACUUGUAGCUGACUUAGCAGCUGGAGAGCAGGGUAUCAUAACCCUAGCAUUCGGAUAUACAAGACUUUUCCAGCCAGAAAAACCUGUGACAAAAGCACAGGCCGCCAUUGCACUUUCAACUGGUGAAGCUUCUGCAAUUGUAAGUGAGGAACUUGCACGAAUUGAAGCUGAAUCUAUGGCAGAAAAGGCUGUUGCUGCACAUAGUGCUCUGGUUGCUCAAGUUGAGAAGGAUCUAAAUGCAAGUUACGAGAAGGAGCUUGCCCUGGAAAAGGAAAAGAUUUAUGCUGUUGAGAAGUUGGCUGAGGAAACAAGGAGAGAAGUGGAGAAACUGAGGGCUAAGAGGGAGGAGGAAAAUCUUUCGCUAAUGAAAGAACGUGCAGCUGUUGAUUCAGAAAUGGAACUGUUCUCAAGGUUGAGGCGGGAGGUGGAGGAACAGUUGCAGACACUUAUGAAUGAUAAAUUGGAGAUUUCAUAUGAAAAAGAAAGGCUGAACAAACUUCGAAGAGAUGCUGAAACCGAGAGUCAGGAGAUAACACGGUUACAGUAUGAACUGGAAGUUGAGCGGAAAGCCUUGUCCAUGGCUAGGGCAUGGGCCGAAGAUGAGGCAAAGAGGGCAAGGGAACAAGCGAAAGCUCUGGAUGAGGCUAGAGACCGAUGGGAGAGGCAAGGCAUAAAAGUUGUGGUUGACAGUGACCUACGUGAGGAAGCUGAAGCUGGAGCUACAUGGCUUGCUGCUGGAAAGCAGUUCUCAGUCGAAGAAACCAUUGAAAGGUCUGAGAACUUAGUGGACAAACUUAAGAAAAUGGCCGAUGAAGUAAGAGGAAAAUGCAAAGAUACAAUUAAUAGAGUCAUUGAGAAGAUAGUCCUAUUGAUAUCAAAUUUGAAGGAAAGGGCAGGGGAGCUACAAGAUGCUGCCAAAUCAAAAUUGGAAAGCUCUUUACAAAGGGUGCAGAAUACAUCUGCUGGAUUUACUUCAACUGUUAAGGAAAGCGUGAAACGAGCUGCUGGAGAUUGGAAAGAAGGUGUUGAGAGAUUGUCACAGAAGUUCAAGACAUGAUUACGUCUGCCAUUUCUGCACGUCAAUCCUUUCUGAGAGUAUAAUUCACCCAUUCUUCUGCUGUUUUUGUCCAUUUCCAAAAUGGAGCAUAAGAAAAUUGAUUAUAAGAUUCUGAUGGGAUGAGAAUAAUGUACCAAGUAAUUUCUGUGAAAGGAAAUUGUACAAACACAACACCUCUUUUGUGAAAUGGUUGUCAUGUCCUGCGAGUAGUUCUGGA